Apis dorsata (giant honeybee) is the source of this 1327-nucleotide messenger RNA. RefSeq names its product lipase 3-like. The record is from RefSeq and is a predicted model, not a curated record. The transcript is spliced from 8 exons. Gene Ontology annotation, molecular function: hydrolase activity, acting on ester bonds. The coding region runs from base 53 to 1294 and encodes 413 amino acids. Lineage: Eukaryota; Metazoa; Arthropoda; Insecta; Hymenoptera; Apidae. Gene Ontology annotation, biological process: lipid metabolic process.
UAUAUACAUAUUCACGUUCUUAAUUUCAUUGAUAUAUUUCACAUGUAACAUCAUGUCGUCAUUCUAUGGUCUUAUAGUAUCGCAAUUUCUUAUUUUAAAUUUUCUUUUGGCAAAAACAACUCAUACAUCAAACCGUAAAUUAAACUUUACGCUUAAAACCCCAGAAUUGAUAAAAAAUCAUGGAUAUCAGGUGGAAAUUCAUAAUAUUGUGACAGAAGAUGGUUAUAUUCUAGAAAUUCAUAGACUUCCAUACGGACGUAUUAAUGGUGAAAGGAAUUUUAAAAACGCGAAGCGGCCAAUUUUAAUUCAGCAUGGAUUAGCGGGCAGUUCUGCGGAUUGGAUCCUUAUGGGACCAGAAAGAGCAUUAGCAUACAUGUUAGCAGAUGCAGGAUACGAUGUAUGGCUUGGAAAUAACAGAGGAAACAUUUAUUCAAGAAAUCAUAUUUCGAUGUUACCAACGGAACGAUAUUUUUGGAAUUUUAGUUACCACGAACUCGGUAUUUAUGAUAUUCCGGCAACAAUCGAUUAUAUAAUCCAUCAAACGAAUUAUAAACAAAUUUUUUAUAUCGGUCAUUCUCAAGGAACUACGCAAUUUUUGGUGGCAAUGUCCCAAAAACCAGAUUAUAACGCAAAAAUUAAGUUAAUGAUUGGUCUUGCGCCUGUAGCUUUUACCGGCAAUUUACGCGGACCGAUUACAAAACUCGCUAAAUUAACAUACAUGGGCGUGCGGAUAGGUGAAGUUUUCGGUUAUCCUGAAAUGCGUUCAAAAUCUAUUUGGGAAAAGUUUGUCUCGAGUAUAUUUUGUCAAGAUGCAUCAAUUCAACUGUUUUGCAAUAACAUUCUAUUCUUGGUCACUGGUUUUAAUCAAACAAAUUUGAGUGCGAUGAAUUUGACAUCGAUUAUGAAUCAUGUUCCGGCAGGUGCUUCUUGGAAACAAUUAGUUCAUUUUGGUCAAGGAUAUAUAUAUCCAGACAAUUUUCGACAAUUUGAUUAUGGUAACGAUGAAAAAAAUUAUCGAAUAUACAAUUCUGUACAACCACCAGAAUACGAAUUGAACAAAAUAAUUGCACCAAUUGCUCUUUUCAGCAGUAACGAUGAUCUACUUGCAACAAAAACGGAUGUUAAUCUUUUGAAAAAUAAACUUGGUAAUCUUAUAUUCCAUAAAGAAAUAUCCAUUAAAUCAUUCUCUCAUUAUGAUUUUUUAUGGGGACCGACUUCGAUAUCAGUUAUAUUCAAACCUAUAUUAGACUUAUUGGUUUUUUAUGAGCAAAAUCCGUUACAUGUAUUAUAUUAAUGCGAUAUCUUGAUAAAGAAAUACUUGAUAAAG